Messenger RNA from Apis laboriosa (Himalayan honeybee), 1094 nucleotides. It is a transcript of the gene Mob4, whose product is annotated as MOB kinase activator-like 4. Lineage: Eukaryota; Metazoa; Arthropoda; Insecta; Hymenoptera; Apidae. The transcript has 4 exons. The record is from RefSeq and is a predicted model, not a curated record. Gene Ontology annotation, cellular component: cytoplasm. Bases 294 to 863 code for a protein of 189 amino acids.
GCAAUUUACUUUUACUUUAUAUUGAUAUAAACAUUCAAAUUAUUUCUAAAUAAAAUAUAAAAUGCCACUAUAUAACGAUAAUAUGGUGUCGCUACUCUCUAGGCCGACAUUACGACAUCUCAGAUCUUUUUAUUUGAUUCAAUCGAACGUGCAUGCUAAUCGAGUGCAACAACUGAAAAAAUGAAGAUGGCGGACGGAUGUGUAUUCUUUAGAAGAAAUAGACCUGGAACUACAGCAAAGGAACCUUCUUUGGUUAGAAUUUCUGUAGGUGGCCUGAUGAACCCUUUGAAGAAAUGGACAGCACGCUGGCCGUGCAACAAUAUAUUCAGCAAAUGAUUAGAAGAGAUCCAUCUAAUGUUGAUUUAAUAUUGAAAAUGCCAGAAGCGCAAGAUGAAGCAGUAUGGAAAUAUGAACAUUUAAGACAGUUUUGUAUGGAAUUGAAUGGUUUAACAGUAAGACUACAGGCUGAAUGUCAUCCAGAAACCUGUACUCAAAUGACAGCUACUGAACAAUGGAUAUUUCUAUGUGCUGCACAUAAGACACCUAAAGAAUGUCCAGCUAUUGAUUAUACACGACAUACACUUGAUGGUGCAGCUUGUUUACUUAAUAGUAACAAAUAUUUUCCUAGCAGAGUUAGUAUUAAAGAAUCUUCAGUAGCCAAACUUGGAUCUGUUAGCAGGAGAGUUUAUAGAAUUUUCUCUCAUGCAUAUUAUCAUCAUAGAACAAUAUUUGAUGAAUUUGAAAAUGAGACUUUUUUAUGUCGCAGAUUUACAGCAUUUGUAACAAAAUAUAAUUUAAUGUCAAAGGAAAGUUUAAUAGUACCAAUUAUGGAAGAAGAAGGAACAACAGAAAGUGAAGCAUAAUAGAACUUAAAUAUUUAUAUUUACCUGAAAUUCGUUGAAUGUAAUAUGAAAUCAUAAGUAAUGAUAUAUUAUUGAAAUAUCUCUUGUAGUUCCAAAUGUUAUAAGAAUAACAAGAGUAUUACAAGAGAUUGAUAAUUUUUGGUAAUUUGUGUAGAAAUAUAUUACUAGAAUUUCUUGUUAUUAAUUGAAUUAAGAUAAAAAUCUUUUUGAUACAAUUUUUUUUCUCUUUUU